AUGAGUUUGCCCAGCGGUGUCGAUAUGUCGAAUCUGAUGCAGCAACAUCCGGUGCUCGGGGCGCUGCCACCAGCGUUUUUCCUUCGGGCGGCCUCGGAACGCUAUCAACGCACGCCCAAGUGUGCACGAUGUCGCAACCAUGGAGUGGUGAGCGCCCUCAAAGGACACAAGCGUUACUGUCGCUGGCGGGACUGUGUCUGUGCUAAAUGUACCUUAAUCGCCGAGCGACAACGUGUAAUGGCCGCCCAGGUUGCGCUGCGCAGACAGCAGGCACAGGAGGAGAACGAGGUGCGUGAUCUUGGGCUGCUGUACGGGACGACCGGUGUGCACGGGGUUGGACAGACACCGCCGAACGAUCCCGUGGCGGUACAGUCGGUGGGCCAGUUUCACGGUGGCAUACCGUCACCACCAAACGAUGCCGAGAGUGUUACGCAUCACAGCUACACAUCUGCCGACGCAGACACCGACGUACAGCGGAUGCGGCCCGAACAUAUGCACUCAGCCUACUCGCCCAAUCGCAGCGAACCUGACAGUCCUGGCCCGAAGCGUCAACGCAUAUCAACGGAGACGGACCACGAUACGGAGUCGGAAUCAUCACCCAGCAGUCCACGGCACAAGUCGUCACUGUUUUCCCUCCCGCUGGACAAGCAGUCGCCGAGCCAGACGGGACCGCCGAGCUCGCCCGAGUCGGAUCUGGACGUGGAUUCUACACCGGACGACUCGAUCGCGCCGGAAAACUUGAGCCUCAAGAAAGACCCGAGCGUAUAUUCGAAGCCAGCGACGUUAGUACCAGUAACGAACGGUGGUGCCGGCUUUCUGCCUUACAACCAGCAACCGGUCGCUACCCAGUACCAGCAAGCCAUCGGUGUCAGUGCCUCCCAAGCCUCGAGCCAGCGGUCACCGGUGGAUGUGCUGUUGCGGGUGUUCCCGAACCGACGCCGGAGCGAGGUGGAGCUACUGCUGCAGCGUUACCGAGGCGAUGUCGUACAGGCGAUGGAAGCGAUGCUAUGCGGCGACGAUGCUCUCCACUCACCCAUCAGUGUUCCAACACCUUCACCAUCCUUUACAGUGAAGUCGGCAUUCUCGCCAUUGAUGCCUUCCGGAACGUUCAGUAGUCCAACGGUGCGGUACUCGUUUCUGCAGCAGGCCCACACCAAGCGCUUCCUGUCCGCGCCCUACACCGGCACCGGGUACCUACCGACUAUACUGCAGGAUCCGGAGCAGCCGCAGCAACCGGAACCGCCGGGACUGGGACAGAACUGUGCACCCGCCGCAGCCAACAGUCCCUGUGUCGAUGGGACAGAGUAA
Molecule: messenger RNA, 1308 nt
Organism: Anopheles marshallii
Lineage: Eukaryota; Metazoa; Arthropoda; Insecta; Diptera; Culicidae
Gene: dmrt99B
Product: doublesex- and mab-3-related transcription factor A2
Exons: 7
Coding region: 1-1308 (435 amino acids)
Biological process (GO): sex differentiation; regulation of transcription by RNA polymerase II
Cellular component (GO): nucleus
Molecular function (GO): DNA-binding transcription factor activity, RNA polymerase II-specific; RNA polymerase II cis-regulatory region sequence-specific DNA binding; protein binding
Source: RefSeq, a predicted model, not a curated record